CCAGAUCCUUUCCCCCCCCCCCAGGAGGGGGGGGGGGGGGGGGGGAUGAUGGAAGCCAAGCAGCUACUGGCCCCGGAGGGGGACACGGCCAGGACCCCAGGAAGCCCCAAGGCCAGAAGGUCAGCGCCUCCCGACCUCACCCGGGCCUUCCUCUUAGGACUCCUUUUGGGUAUCAUUCAGGCCACUGAAAGCCACCCUUCAUACAUGGGGGUCUGUCAAGGUUAUCCUGAUUACAGGGAAGAACCGCAAGGCCAGAUCCGAAGCCCUUCCCCACUGGGAAUGUCCUAUAGCAGCUGCAGCUGGGUGAUCCUGGGUGGGCCCGAGGACGUCAUCUACAUCAGGUUCCAGCGCUUCUCUCUUUCCUGCAGCUCCGAGAUGCUAACCAUCUGGCCCCCAUCUCAGCCUCUUAGGAAAAUCUGUGGCUACAAAAACCCAGAGCCUCUCCGGUUCAGAGGGGGGAAUCUCACCCUCACCUACAGCUGGAAGUUUAUGACAGGGAGUGGGUUUCAGCUCAAAUAUGAGAGAGAGUCUAAACCACCGCCUGCCAUCCCGUGCAACCUCACUCUGAACAGCUUUUACGGGGUCUUCUUUUCUCCGGGCUUUGCCUCGGAUGUUUACCUGGGUGCAAGCCCUUGCCAGUGGGCCCUGGAUGCCCAUGACAGCCGGCCCUUGAGCAUUCGCUUCACUCUGCUCGAAUUAGACAUCGGGGACUCCCUCCAUGUCUACGAGGGGGUCCCUGGAACCGCGCCCCAGCCGCACCUGCUGCGGAACCUGGAUUACACCAGCAACAACAAGGUCAUAACGGUAGACUCGCGUUCCAGCCAAGCGUGGGUCGUGUACGAGGCGGGGCCGGGAACGACCCACCGGGGCUUCAACGCCACCUACCACGUACGAGGUUUCUGCGUGCCUUGGGAUUUCCCUUGCGGCGGAGGAGACGGGGAAGGAGCGACCUGCUACAGCGCCGCGGAGCGCUGCGACGGGACCUGGAACUGCGCUAACGGCGUGGACGAGGAAAGCUGCCGGGGCUGCCCGCCCGGACAGUACGCCUGCGGGGGCCAAGGCCUGAGCGGCGCCGUCUGCUACAGCCCCGCGGACCGCUGCAACUACCAGACCUUUUGCGCGGACGCGGCCGACGAGCGCCAUUGCUACACUUGCCAGCCGGGCAACUUCCGUUGCCGAGACGGGCGCUGCAUCUACGAGAGCUGGGUGUGUGACGGGCAAGCGGACUGCACCGACGCGUCGGACGAGUCCGAUUGCACCUACGUGCUUCCGCGCAAGGUGGUGACAGCUGCUGUCAUCGGCAGCUUGGUGUGCGGACUCCUUCUGGUGAUCGCCCUGGGCUGCACGUGCCGGCUUUAUGCCCUCCGGAGCCACGAGUUUGGUAUUUUAGCCCCCAUGUCACGGAUGGAGGCCCAGCUAGUGCAACGUCAAGCUCCGCCGUCCUACGGACAGCUCAUCGCUCGUGGUGUCAUUCCCCCCGUGGAUGGGUUCCCUACAGAAUCCCCUAAUCAGAAUUCAGUGCUGGGGAAUUUGCGGUCUCUGUUGCACAUGAUACGUAGAGACCCAGCUACCGCGACUGCUCCUGCCAACGUGGGUCACCGUUCCCAUCGGAGUCGCUUCAUGCGCCGCUUAGUUAGGCGCAUGCGCCGGUUGGGAUUGCUGCCCCGGCCGGCUCCGGCGUCUUCGGCGUCUUCGAGUGCCAUGGGCUCCGCCGCCGCCGCUUCCACCACCACAGGGACCAACGCCUCGCCUGAACCAUUCUCGGGGGAUGAAAAUAGCAUCUCUGGCCCGCGGGAAGAACAGGCUCCGCCUCUUCCUCAGAAAGUCCCGCCUACUCCUGCAGAACCUGUGCCGGAGCCAGAAGCUCCUCCUCUUCCUGCUCCUCCUCCUGCUCCGUGGCACUCGGGAGUGUUUCACAUCUUCCGCGCACGGCUCCUCCCGGUGCCCUCUUCCUCUGCAAACCAAGGGGACCCCCUCAGUGCGCCACCGUCUCCCGAAGACGAGGACGACGUGCUUUUGCUACCCCUCACCGAGCCACGAGUCGAGAACGCGAAUGCCACUGCAAACUGGGAUGCUGAUGACGAGCCCCUUUUGACAUGAAAAACUUUCUCUACCAAUUAAUUUUUUUUUAAAUCCAACACUGGAAUGCCUUUAAAAAACCUUCCUGAGAGCAAAUCAUUGCACCUCGAUUACAGGUUGGGAAGAUUUCACCCUGUCCUGUUUCCUCCACCCAAAUUUGCCCCCCUUUCGUAAAAUAAGCAAAUUUGAAGCAUGUGGGGAUGGGUCAGAGAUCAUUUUUUCUGGCUCUUUAGGAAGGAAAGGAGAACGAGAGAUCCUACACCCCACCCUUAGCCUUGGCGUUUUGAGCGAGAGGGUGAAUUAAUCGGGGCCUUCUGAACGCCUCUCUGUUCUGUCUCCGAACUUUCUCUUUAGCCAAAUAGGGAAUGAUUUGUCCCUGAAAUACCAGAUGUUGAGCAAAUUCUAGGGGGGGAAGCCACACCAUCUGCUCCUGAUGAAGCAGAAAUUGACAGGGCAGUCGCUAAAACAAGAAAGCAAACAAACAGUUUCUGUUUAAAUAUAUAUUUCCCCCUCCCCUUUUUUUUGGUUAAAUAAGAUACAGGGAUGUUGGCAAAUCUUAGGGUCUGAGUCCCGAGUUCGAGGAUUUGGUACCAAGUCCCAAGCUCACGUACUUAUUAAAAAUAAGCUCUCUCUUUUUUUGCCAGAAAAUAAGGAGCGAUGGAUUGGUUCUGAGUUGCGAGUCGAGUCUUAGUCAUUUGGAGGGGGGGAGAUAACCCGAAUGGAGUCACCAGUGUGACUUAAGUCCAGAUUGACAAGUCCCAUGAUUCUAGUCCUCAACGGGGACCACCUAGAUUUCUAGAGAAAAUCAUACCUCGACGGAGGCAGUCCCUAGAGAUCUCGAUGCCCCCACACACACACAUACCCUGGAUGGUGGUGGUGGAGGGAAUCAUUCCCAUAACCACCUACUCCCCCAUUUUUAAAUGAUUAUUUUUACAAAAAAAGGAGAAGCAAGCUGAGACUCCUUAUGCCCCGUAGUGGAGAAAAAAAUGUCA
Messenger RNA from Pogona vitticeps (central bearded dragon), 3071 nucleotides. It is a transcript of the gene LRP10, whose product is annotated as LDL receptor related protein 10. Lineage: Eukaryota; Metazoa; Chordata; Lepidosauria; Squamata; Agamidae. Gene Ontology annotation, cellular component: plasma membrane. The record is from RefSeq and is a predicted model, not a curated record. Gene Ontology annotation, molecular function: protein binding; low-density lipoprotein particle receptor activity.